Molecule: messenger RNA, 1173 nt
Organism: Micropterus dolomieu (smallmouth bass)
Lineage: Eukaryota; Metazoa; Chordata; Actinopteri; Centrarchiformes; Centrarchidae
Exons: 1
Source: RefSeq, a predicted model, not a curated record
GAACUACACUUCAAAGGAACUACACUUCAAAGGAACUACACUUCAAAGGAACUACACUUCAAAGGAACUACACUUCAAAGGAACUACACUUCAGUGGAACUACGCUUCAGUGGAACUACACUUCAAAGGAACUACACUUCAGUGGAACUACGCUUCAGUGGAACUGCGCUUCAGUGGAACUACACUUCAAAGGAACUACGCUUCAGUGGAACUACACUUCAGAGGAACUACGCUUCAGUGGAACUACGCUUCAAAAGGAACUACGCUUCAAAAGGAACUACAGUGGAACUGCGCUUCAGUGGAACUACGCUUCAGUGGAACUACGCUUCAGUGGAACUACGCUUCAGUGGAACUACGCUUCAAAGGAACUACAGUGGAACUACGCUUCAAAGGAACUACAGUGGAACUACGCUUCAAAGGAACUACGCUACAGUGGAACUACGCUUCAAAGGAACUACGCUACAGUGGAACUACGCUUCAAAGGAACUACGCUACAGUGGAACUACGCUUCAAAGGAACUACGCUUCGGUGGAACUACGCUUCAGUGGAACUACGCUUCAAAGGAACUACGCUUCAGUGGAACUACGCUUCAAAGGAACUACGCUACAGUGGAACUACGCUUCAAAGGAACUACGCUUCAGUGGAACUACGCUUCAGUGGAACUACACUUCAAAGGAACUACGCUUCAGUGGAACUACACUUCAGAGGAACUACGCUUCAGUGGAACUACACUUCAAAAGGAACUACGCUUCAAAAGGAACUACAGUGGAACUGCGCUUCAGUGGAACUACGCUUCAGUGGAACUACGCUUCAGUGGAACUACGCUUCAAAGGAACUACAGUGGAACUACGCUUCAAAGGAACUACGCUACAGUGGAACUACGCUUCAAAGGAACUACGCUACAGUGGAACUACGCUUCAAAGGAACUACGCUUCAAAGGAACUACGCUUCAGUGGAACUACGCUUCAAAGGAACUACGCUUCAAAGGAACUACGCUACAGUGGAACUACACUUCAAAGGAACUACGCUUCAAAGGAACUACGCUACAGUGGAACUACGCUUCAAAGGAAAUACGCUUCAGUGGAACUACGCUUCAAAGGAACUACAGUGGAACUACGCUUCAAGGGAACGCAGGAUAUGCGUGGCAGCCAUCUUGCGUACACCAACGCGUAG